Molecule: messenger RNA, 2772 nt
Organism: Suillus fuscotomentosus
Lineage: Eukaryota; Fungi; Basidiomycota; Agaricomycetes; Boletales; Suillaceae
Product: fungal-specific transcription factor domain-containing protein
Exons: 13
Coding region: 116-2692 (858 amino acids)
Biological process (GO): regulation of DNA-templated transcription; DNA-templated transcription
Molecular function (GO): DNA binding; DNA-binding transcription factor activity, RNA polymerase II-specific; zinc ion binding
Source: RefSeq, a predicted model, not a curated record
CAGCCUCGGCCGCCGGACUCCCCCCUUUGCUCUGUCUUAAAACAAAACUUGUUUCAUUUUAUCACUCUUCGGUGACCAAGGACUUCUAACUUUAGACCGCGUUCCAGUCGCAUCUAUGCCAGCGGACACAUCGAAGAAUUCUCUUAAUGCUCCCCGUCGCACAUCUCGCAAAGUAGCGAAUGAGGAGGAAACAGAACUCAAGCGCGCUCGUGGUGAAAUCUCGUGCGCAGAGUGCAGAAGAUUGAAACUGAAAUGUGACAAGAAAGUACCAUGUGGCUCUUGCGUUCGUCGAGGCUGCCCGACCAUCUGUCCAAAUGGUAGUCUUUCUACUGGGCAGGGUACUCGUUUCGUCCUUGCAGAUACAGAACACCUGCAUCACAAGAUUGUGGAGAUGGGCCAGCGAAUCCGACAACUCGAGGAUGCACUAUCCAUUUUUCAAGGCGGUGUGUCUGAGGAGGUUCAUCCGCUUCUCGCCGAAGAUCUACUUUCCAUAAAAUUUGGACCAGAAGCUCCGAAGUCAAGCAACGAUGCUACACAUGAAAGCAGUAGUGUCCCCAUAAAUUCAUCCGGCACUUUAACUAUCGGCAAUGGGGGUGAGUCGAAUUACUUUGGGCUUUCUGCAGGUUCAGAGACCUUGUUCAUGGCUGGCGCUGAAAUCGAUGGCACUUCAUCCUUGCAACCAGACGAGUUUCAAAGCAUGUCUGCGGACGUAUCUCGAUUGGAGUCAAGUCUCCCCUUCAGUUUGACUGGUAUUCCUGACCAUGAUCAGUGUCAAAGUAUCCUGAGCUCAUUGUUAAGUCUUCUACCACCGUACCCGCGGGCUAGUGCACUCUGCGAGACAUAUAUGGAGCACGCUGCUUGGAUAUUUCAACCAAUCCGACGAGAGGAACUGAUUGAUGACAUUCUGUCACCUGUUUACGCUCUUGCUCAGGAGACACAAAAUAACACAUCUGAAUCUAAAACAGAGUGCCCUGAACACACAAUUGCCGCGCUCUAUAUGGUCUUUUCCCAGGGUGCUCUCAUGGAUUUGACUUUACCACCAUGUAACCAGGAAGCAGAGGACUAUUUCCAUCUUGGCCGUGUAGCAUUAUCACUCCGUUCUGUUUUCGAAUCGCCAACUAUUCACACUAUUGAAGCUCUGGCUGUAAUGGGAUACUGUUACAGCAACAGAGGCAAGCAAUACGCGUUACACAGCGCGUGGUCUGUCAUUGCACUUGCCAGCAAGUUAGCUCAAAGUAUGGGUCUUCACCGGGACCCUUCUCGAUUUAAUAUGAGCCCGAAGGUUGUUCAGCGUCGACGUACUCUAUUCUGGGAAAUCUUUUCUGCGGAUCUCUUUCAUAGUCUCACUUUGGGUCGUCCUCCAUCAAACAGGUUAUCGUACAUAGAUUGCGAAUUUCCUGAAGACGAGACGACAACUAUGAAUGAUCAAGGAGAAGUCGAGAUUGGGUUUUGGCGAUGGAAGCAUGUUUUCACAAGAGACGUAUUCUCACAAGUCACAGAAUUAACGCUAAGCGCAGAACUUCCAAGUUACAGCACUAUCCUAGAACUGGAUAGAAAAGUUCGCGAGAAAGUCUUACCUCCCCCUUUAAACCUUUAUCUUUCUAGCGUUCAAGACAACUACACUACACCAUCAGCUUAUAUUCGUGGCCGCAUUCUUUUCCAGUUUAGAACGACGACGAUGUUGUUCAUUCAUCGUAGUUUUUUUGCACAAGCCUUGCUUGACUUUCCCACAAAUCCUCUCCGCAGUCCCUAUGCUCCAUCAUUCCUUGCUGCAUACCGUUGUGCCUCGGCAACGAUCAAGACUACUGUCCUUAACUUCCAAAUGUUCCCGGACCUCUUUAUGCGUUGGUGGACUAUCUGGAGCCAUCUGUUGUCUGCAGCUGUAAUUGUGGGAUCCAUUGUUACUCGAGCACCAUCGACGACUAUGGCUCCUGCUGCAUGGCAGGAAUUGAACCUUGCAGUAGAAAUAUUUUCACGGGGAUCAAAGACAUCAAGUCGCGCUCGUCAUGGUUUGGCCAUCCUAAACAAACUCAAACUGAAAGCCUAUCAAGCGCUUGAAAAAUAUCGCAGUGGAGCGACAUUUAACAACCAAGGCAGUUUAUCUUCCCUCCUUCCGGAGGUGGGAGGUGAUGACGAACUUACCAUGUUUGGUGGGCAGACUCGUGUCCUCGUCACCAAGAUCCUUUCGCAGCAGAACCGCAAGAAAGUACCAUCGUCUGUUCCUCGGUCGGCUGCAGAUCCACCGCAAUCUACCACGAGUACCCCCUCGAUGUCUGACGAUGGUAGUCCAGAUUCCGUCCCUGACGUCCAUCCCACGCUUGUGGAAUUUUUGAAAACGCAUCCUCCUUCAUUGAUGCCACAUCCCACAUUGGGCACUGGGAAUGCAUUUACAACCUUCCAAAAUCAAUGGGAUGCAUUUUCUUUGCCUCCUCCACUCGAAUUCACAACACCAGGCUCCGCGCCUGUGAUAUAUCCCUCCCCCAUCCCCCAGACAUCCGAGUCAGUCUCGUCUUUUCAAAGCCCCCUUCCACAAUCCAAUUUGUUUGAUCCAACGAGCAUGAGAGUGGACGAUGAGCUUGCUGACCUUCUCCUUUCUGGAGAGUCAGGUAUGGAUGAGCGAUGGAGAUCGUUUAUGCGGGAUUCUGGAAUUUGGGAUGGGUCCCAAAGUUAUGAUCUCAUGACGGAUAUCUAGAGAUUUGCUUCUUCCUCAUUGAUUCAGUUCUCAAGUUAUCAGAUAUCCGAAACCUCUUAUUUAUAAAGCGACUCCGGUUC